GUUAUUACUGGUUUCGUUUUGCAUAUUAAAUUUCUGGAUUAAGUUCAAAAGUAAAUAGAAACCAACAUAAUAAUAUCAAUGUCAACAAGUUAAAUAUUUUAAAGAGUUUUUUAAAUAAGGAAAUUUCUGCAGAGGAUUAAUAAAAAAGACGGCAGAUUUCCAGAGAUUUUAAAGUUUAAUACAACAUUGAAGUCAUCAUCUAUCAGGCUGAAUCAUGACAUUCUAUUGGUGGUCACAUUGGUUUUGGAUAACAGUAAUGAGUAAUCUCAUCUUUCCCCUUAUUGUGGUGGUACACACAUAUCCAAGUCCGGAAUCAAUACUCGAGUACAAUCAUCAACAAACCGAUAAUAAUAAAUUAGUGACCAAACUCUAUCAGACCUCUACAGUGACAUGGACAACAGAUACGCCAAAUUAUGGGAAAAGUACAAUAGAGGAAAAAUUAAAACUACAACAAGUAGAAGAACAAAAAACAACAGAACCAACCGUUAACAGUGAAAAUCCUCUAAAACAAGAGAAUGACGCUGCAGCGUCUAACAAUAACGAAGAAGAAGAAGGAGAAUAUUAUGAUUAUUUUGCCACAGAAGAUAAUCUAGAACAAAUGGAAAUGGAGCUAGAACAUAAAGAAAAGGAUUUAAAUUCUGAAAACAAAGAGGAACAUGCAGCAGAUGUUAAGAGAUCAGCUGAGGAGGAUAAAGAACAAAGUAUAACAGCAGCAACAACAUUAGAUUCUAAAGACGAAAAGAAAUUAUUGGAAAACUCUACACCCGAAACUGUGUUAGAGACAAAUAAUUAUACCAAUUUUACCGAUAGCCAACAUAUAACCAGUACAAAUACAACUGCCAACGAGCAGUCAAAUGCAGCAUUAACAAAUACAACCACCAAUUAUAAUACUAGUGAUAGUAACGCAACAAAUACAACAACACCAAUAUCAUUGACAGCAACAUCUUUGUCGUUUAGCAACAACAAUGUAACAACAACCACAACUCAAUUACCACAGGCCCCAGCCACGCCGAAAAUUGUUAAAGCCCAAAUAGGUAAUUUAGAUUGGUUUAAUACGGUAGCAGCCCAAUUACCACCGGCCCAUGUAACCACCGAUGUUACACAAGAUUUUAACGACGAACCACAUAAAAUACCUUUCACUUUGGAAAAUGUCAAUAAACCCGAAGAUUUACGUCGUGAAGAAAACGAACAUCGUUCACGUAAAUCAAAAGGUUUAUCGGCGGAAUAUAAAGUUAAUCGUUAUAUAAAUUAUUCAUCUGAUUCUAAGAAUCUACUAACCAGAUCAGCGUCUACUUCAGUCAAUGAGUAUGAAAGUGAGGAGAGAUCAGAAGCGUUAUCUGUACAGCGCGCAUAUUUUAUGGAUGUAGGUGCAAUAUCGGCAAUUUGUUUUACAGUCUUCGGUAUUUGUUGUACGGUGGGUACCGUGGGCAUUGUACUAUAUCGUCGUCGUUUCUUAAACAAGCCGCAGGCAUUAAGUGAGCCGGACUCCAGUGUUUAUAUUGACGAUAGUACGAUGCGUGUUAGUGUAAGUACUGAUAAUUCCGAUGAAAUGUAUAGCCUGGAUAAUGAUUCAUUUUUGAAUUCAUUAGAGGCCAUGACAAUACAAAACUAUUGGACCGAUACUGUUAAACAUACAAAGCUUUAAAAAUAUAUAUAUAAAAGGACA
Lucilia cuprina (Australian sheep blowfly) is the source of this 1666-nucleotide messenger RNA. RefSeq names its product myb-like protein P. The coding region runs from base 215 to 1645 and encodes 476 amino acids. The transcript has 7 exons. The record is from RefSeq and is a predicted model, not a curated record. Lineage: Eukaryota; Metazoa; Arthropoda; Insecta; Diptera; Calliphoridae.